Molecule: messenger RNA, 724 nt
Organism: Danaus plexippus (monarch butterfly)
Lineage: Eukaryota; Metazoa; Arthropoda; Insecta; Lepidoptera; Nymphalidae
Gene: ND-B16.6
Product: NADH dehydrogenase [ubiquinone] 1 alpha subcomplex subunit 13
Exons: 3
Coding region: 57-518 (153 amino acids)
Source: RefSeq, a predicted model, not a curated record
AUGUUGUUUGUCAAAAGUCAAAACUAGAACAGACAUAGCCAGAUUCAGUCAGAAAAAUGGCUGAAGCAUGUCAGGUAGCCCGAAAACAAGAUUUGCCUCCUCCGGGAGGCUACAAACCCAUACCAUACAAAAGGCUACCUGCAAGGCAACUUUUCAGCGGUUACACAAUGUUCGCUGGGUUCGUGGGUGUGACUGUAUUUAGUUCAUACCUAUACUAUUUAACUAGCAAAAAGAUCAGCAAACAAGAGAUUGAGAUGCGAUCAGCCAAAAUGGCAAUAUAUCCAAUGUUAUUGGCGGAGAGGGACCGAGAGUUCUUGAAACAGCUACGCAAAAACCGUGACGCCGAAGCUGAACUCAUGCGCGAUGUUCCUGGAUGGGAGGUUGGCACCUACUAUGGUGAGCGUGUUUACAAGAAUAUACCUCCAGAUACUUUGGUACAGCCUAUUUUCCAUGAGUACUACGCACAUUGCAACCCAACCGACUGGUUCCAGAGAGCUUAUAUCAAGUUACGCUCAUAAAGAUUUUUAAACAGGAAUUUGUUAGUAAAAAUCACAGCCAGGUCGGAACAAAUCUAAUCAAAAAUAAGUUAUUUUAAUUUCUUUCUCCGAUAGUUCAAUAUUAAAUUGUUAUUAAGACAUUGGCUUUUACUAACGAAAUGGAAUGUGAGUUUAGUUGAAGUUAUGUUCAGUUGUAGUCGGUCUGAAUAAAUAAAAGUUGCAAUUAA